Messenger RNA from [Torrubiella] hemipterigena, 3083 nucleotides. NCBI's taxonomy places the organism in Eukaryota, Fungi, Ascomycota, Sordariomycetes, Hypocreales, Clavicipitaceae. The record is from the annotation of a GenBank genome assembly.
CCGACGUCAAUGCCAGUAUUACCAAUGCCUCUAGUGACUUCUGGUUAUCGCCGAGGCCAGGCCCAUGCUUUUUUACACGAGGCUGCUUAUGAUGACUGACUUGACAAGCUAAGCUGAACUACUGCAGAAAAAAAGACAUUGUCUCGAUUACGCACAAGACCGGCGCUAGCUUAGCUUGGCCGCUAACCGUGUGCUGCUAGCUGCCCCUACAGUAGCCUGCUGCGCCCACUGGAGCAACAGCUGGAGCUGGAACACCACACCCUGCGAGGCCUGGCCCUGUCUUGCGCCGCCACAGCCGGGCCAGAUUCCAUUUGGCCUGCAUGGGCUGUUUCUAGACCACUUUUCUUGUCCCUCCGGAUCCCUGCUGCCCGCAUGUCGGUGCACGCUCGAGUGUGGCAGCCCAGUGUCGGGGUCGCUUGUUUCCGCCGCGUGGUGGUGGCAGCGGAGUCCUGUCGUCCCCUAUCGGCCAAGGAGGAGAUAUUUUUUUUUUUUAAUUUUUAAUUUUUUAUUUCCUUGGAUGGCGCCCUAGAAUAGCUCGGCGAUUUUUACCGGACGAUUGGGCCUGCAUUAAUUUGUAUUUUUUUCUUUUUCUUUUUUUUUUUCCUUUUGGGCUGUCGGCCUUGUCCCACCUCCUGAGAGACAUCUUCCUCUCUCUCCUCCUCGGAUCUUCUAUAAGUCUUGACGUCGUCCCACUCCCUGGGUCCCGUCUUGUUGGAACGAUCAAGUCCUACUCUUCAUUCAUCUUUCAGACAAAAUGCCUAGCAUCUUAAAGUCUCUCACCACAUCCCUUGCCGGUCUCGGCAUCCUGCCUGGCGCCUCUACCAAGUCUGUCGGCAGCACUGUUCUCAUUCUUGGCCGUGACGACAUCGACAUUGCCAGCACCAGCCCUGGCCUCGAUGCCUACGGUAUCCCGUGGCAAAAGGCCCUCAUUGCUCAGAGCGGCUCUCCCCUUCCUGUUCUCAACUCGACUGCCACCAAUGGCAACUAUGGCUCCAUCAUCUUGAUUGGCAGCAUCUCCUACGACUACAACGGCACCUUCAAGAGCGCUCUGACCGACGAUCAGUGGAAUCAGAUUUAUGCCUACCAGUCUGCUUUCAAUGUCCGCAUGGUCCGCAUUAACGAGUACCCUGGCCCCAACUUUGGUGCCACUCCCUACAACCCCAACAGCCCUGGCUGCUGCGACGCUAGCGUGUCCGCCGGCAUCAGCCUGCCCAGCACCACGCUGAUCCCUGGCGCCGGCCUCAAGGCCAACGCUCCUGUCCUCCUCAACGGCCUCUACCACUACCCUGCCAAGAUCACCGCCGCCAAUGGCACCACCGCCUUUGCCAUGUUUGAGCCUGCCGGCGGCAUCAACGAAAAGACUGUUGCCGCCGUCAUCAACAACAACAAUGGCCGCGAGCAGCUCGUCUGGUUCACCUCGGUUGCUACCGAGUGGUCUUUGGCCUCGAGCUUCCUGUCCCACGCCUAUGUCCACUGGAUGACCCGCAGCUUGUUUGUCGGCAAGCGCAAGCUUCACCUCAGCACGCAGGUUGACGAUCUCCAGCUCAGCACCGACCUCUACUCCCCUGCCGGCCAACAGUUCAAGCUCCGCACGGGCGAUCUGGAUGCCCAUGUCACCUGGCAAAAGAACAUCAACGCCCGCAUGCCCGCUGGCUCCAGCUACUGGAUGGAGUUUGGCCACAACGGCAACGGCAACAUUGAGAGCGCCACCAACCUCGAAGCCGCGCAGGGCAAAUGCAGCCCCGCCGAUGCCGUCGAGUACCCCGAGCAGAUUGAUACCCCUCUUGAGUUCCAGAAGCCCCUUGGCACCGGCACGGACAUCUGGCCCCCUACCUUUACCAACUACACCUGGUCCCAGACCUGCAGCAAGCUCGACACCUUUGGCAACUGGUUCCGCACCGCCGGCAACCUCAACGCCUUUGCCCACAUCUCGCACACUUUCAGUCACGAGGAGCUCAACAACGCUACUUACCACGAUGCCGCCCGCGAGAUCCAGUUCAACCAGGCCUGGAUGAAGCAGAUGGGUAUUGACAAGGCUACGCGCUACACUGCUGAUGGUAUCAUCCCCCCUGCCAUUACUGGUCUUCACAACGGCGACGUCAUCAAGGCAUGGAUGGACAACGGUAUCAAGUACGUCGUCGGCGACAACACCCGUCCUGUCCUUCGCAACUCGCAGAGCAAGUACUGGCCCCUGAUGAGCAACAAGGCUGUCAACGGCUACGACGGUCUCUGGAUUGUGCCCCGCUAUGCUACCACUGUCUACUUCAACUGCGAGCAGACCGACUGUCUCGUGAAGGAGUGGUAUGUCCUGACGAAGCGCACCAGCGGCACCUUCCAGGACUUGCUCGAUGACGCCAAGCUCACCAACGCCCAGUACCUCAUGAACCUGCAGGCCGACCCGUACAUGUUCCACCAGGCCAACCUGCGCCAGACCGACAUGCCCACCAUUACUGUCGGCAGCCAGACUGGCAAGUUCUCGCUCAUCCAGUCCUGGGUCGAGACCAUUGUCCAGGAGCUCACCCGCCUCACCACCUGGCCCAUUACCUCUCUCACCCACGACCAGUUUGCCAAGUACUUCAUCGACCGUAUGACUGUCGACAACUGCAAGCCCGCUGCCAGCUACACCUACUCGUCUGAUGGCAAGUCUAUCUCGUCUGUCACCGUGACCACCACUGGCAACAAGUGCGGUGCUCCCGUCCCCGUCACCAUCCCCAAGGGCAGUGCUGUUGCUGGCCUCCUCGACCAGACCAAGAUUGACCAGGUCGGCAGCGAGCCCCCCAUUGUCUGGGUCACCAUGCGGGGAUCCGCUGUUACUCUGCGUCUUACCAACGCAGUCCCCGUUGCGUAAAGCAGCAAAACCUCGCACUAAAUUUUUUUUUUGCGAUCCAAAGUAGUAAGCAGCUCCUGCUUGCUACAUAAUGAGACUGGGCAUUUGGCGUUUGUUUUUUUGGCCGUCUUCUACGGGAGGCGGCUAGGGAUUCUAGCACUGGCUGUGACGGCUGGUGUUUAAUGAUUGUGAAUGGGGCAUUUUAGAGCGAACUUUGCAUACAUAAUAAUUAGACUGAAUUUUUUCUCAUAAUUGC